AUGGAAACUAGUUUUCAAUCCGCUAUCGACGCCGGCAAGAUCAGCGGCGCUGUAAUCUGUGCUACUGAUGCCGAGGGCCACUUCUUCUACAACAAGGCCAUUGGAGAGCGCACUCUACUCUCAGGCGAGAAGAAGCCACAGCAGCUCGAUGAUGUGCUGUACAUGGCCUCAGCCACCAAAUUUAUCACCACCAUCGCCGCCCUACAAUGCGUCGAAGAUGGCCUACUAACUCUAGACGGCGACUUGUCGUCCAUCGCCCCAGAGCUUGCUGCCAAACAUGUUCUCACCGGCUUUGCCGAUGAUGGAAGCCCUCAGCUCGACCCACCAGCUCGCCCCAUCACCCUCAAAAUGCUGCUCACACACAGCUCCGGCACCUGCUACCACUUCAUCAACCCACUUACCGCCAAGUGGCGCGCGCAGUUUACCAACACCGAGAGUCAAGACCGUCUUCCCGUUGAGGAAAGGUUCAGCUAUCCACUCAGUUUCCAGCCCGGUGCUGGCUGGAUGUACGGGCCGGGCCUUGACUGGGCCGGUCGCCUAGUGGAGCGUGUCACGGGGCUCACGCUGAUGGAAUUCAUGCAGAAGCGUAUAUUUGACCCUCUUGGGGUCACAGAUGCUCAGUUCUAUCCUGUUACCCGUGAGGACCUGCGAACCCGUCUCGUCGACCUCAAUCCCGAUGACCCCGGUGCUAUUGGUAGUGCUGUGCUCGGCGGUGGCGGCGAGAUGAACUUGCGCAGUCGUGGUGACUUUGGUGGUCAUGGGCUGUUUGUGCCCGGUUUGGGUUUUGUUAAGGUUUUGCGAUCGGUGCUGGCUAAUGAUGGCGUCUUGCUCAAUGCCAAUACCGUCGACAAUAUGUUCCAGCAACACCUUAGCCCAGAAGCGGCGGCAAGUCAUCAAGCUGCGCUUGCUAGUCCUAUGGGGCCCUUCUUCCGCGUGGGCACAGAGCCGGGGAUGAAAGUUGGCCAUGGCUUGGGCGGUUUGCUGACGCUUGAGGAUGCUGAUGGCUGGUAUGGAGAGCGCACAUUGACUUGGGGCGGUGGUGUGACGCUUGCUUGGUUCAUUGAUCGAAAGAAUAACCUCUGUGGUAUCGGUGCCAUCCAGGCUAAGUUGCCGGUCGAUGUGGAGUUUGUCGCAGGGCUAAAGCAAACCUUCCGUCAUGAUAUUUACAGCAAAUAUACCGUGUGGAAGGGCGAGCAGUAG
Penicillium vulpinum is the source of this 1200-nucleotide messenger RNA. Its product is annotated as serine hydrolase domain-containing protein. Lineage: Eukaryota; Fungi; Ascomycota; Eurotiomycetes; Eurotiales; Aspergillaceae. The transcript has a single exon. The record is from RefSeq and is a predicted model, not a curated record. Bases 1 to 1200 code for a protein of 399 amino acids.